AUGGGCGACGCUUCGCUCACCUCACCCUAUGCCUCCUUCAUCGACCAUUUUUGCCCGUCAAUGGGACCCUACGAGGACCUCUACAAACACCUACACCAAAACCCAGAACUGUCGAACCAAGAAAAGCAGACCGCCGCCACCAUCGAGUCUCGUCUACGAAAGCUCUCGCCUGAUCUCGAGGUAAAGACCAACAUCGGCGGCUACGGCAUCAUCGCCGUCCUCAGGAACGGUCCCGGCACGACCAUCCUCCUCCGUGCCGACUUUGAUGCCCUCCCAGUCCUCGAAAAGACCGGUCUGCCCUACGCCUCGAAAGCAACCCAAGUCGACGAGCGCGAUGGAUGGACCAAACCAGUCAUGCACGCCUGCGGCCACGACUUCCACGUCACUGCGCUCCUUGCCUGCUGCGAGACCUUGCUGGCGUCCCGUGACCACUGGGCCGGCACAGUGAUCUUCCUCUUCCAGCCCGCUGAGGAACGCGGUAGCGGCGCGCAGGCCAUGAUCUCCGAUGGAUUGUACGACUCGAAACGGCACAACUGCCCUAUCCCUGAUGUCGUCCUUGGCCAGCAUGUCUUCCCCGUGCGGCAAGGCUCCCUGUGUACGAAGACCGGCACCGCCAUGAGCGCGGCCGACUCCUUGAAGAUCACCAUCCACGGCCGUGGCGGGCAUGGCAGCAUGCCGCACCGGACCAUCGACCUGUUGUUAUCGCCUCCUCAAUCGUGCUUCGUCUCCAGACGAUUCAUUCAAGCUGGCGACGCCGAGAACGUGAUCCCCUUCGAGGCAGUCAUCAAAUGCAAUACCCGCACCGUGACGAACCGAACCCGCGAGAAGGUCCGCAAAGCCAUUGAACGCAUCGUCAAAGCCGAGUGCGUCGCCGGUGGGUGCGAGCGAGAACCGGAUUUCGAGGUGAUCAGCUCCUUCCCGCUUACCGUGAACGACGCCGACAUCGUCGAGAAGCUCUCCGCUGGCAUGGAAGCUCACUUUGGGGAGAGAUACAACAAGGAGAUGCAAUUCGCAUUGGGGAGCGAGGAUUUCUCCCUGCUGGCGAGCAGCGUGGAUCGUCCUUACUGCUUUUGGUUCUUCGGGGGGAUUGAGGGCAAGGAAUGGGACGAGCUGGCGGAGAAGGAUAAAUUGGAUCUGGUGCCGACGAACCACUCGCCGUUCUUUGCGCCGGUGUUGCAGCCUACGCUGAAGACGGGUGUGGAGGCGUUGGUGGUUGCGUCGUUGACUUACCUAGGCAAGGAGGGCUCUGGCGUGGUGAAAGGGAAAAUAUGA
Cyphellophora attinorum is the source of this 1272-nucleotide messenger RNA. Its product is annotated as putative amidohydrolase YhaA. The record is from RefSeq and is a predicted model, not a curated record. The transcript is spliced from 2 exons. The coding region runs from base 1 to 1272 and encodes 423 amino acids. Gene Ontology annotation, molecular function: hydrolase activity. NCBI's taxonomy places the organism in Eukaryota, Fungi, Ascomycota, Eurotiomycetes, Chaetothyriales, Cyphellophoraceae.